AUGGAGCAUACACCUCAGCAGCGAGCCAGACCCGAGUCCAUUGCUGCUCGCAACUUUUCUGAUGAUCUGGACUCUUUGUUUGGCUUGAACUCGGGCACGACUCUCGGCAACCUAUCAUUCACCGUUGAGGAGAAGAAGCGUACAGUGUCGACCCGAGAAGAAGAACUCGCAGCGAUUGAAGCCCGUCUUCGCGAAACAGAGCAACGCCUAGCACGAGCUGCCAACAGUCCCGACCGCGAACCCACAUCCCAUCAAGCUGCACCUGGCGCCCAGCCAUCUUAUACCUCAAGAGACGCGGUCCCUAGACAAGUCUCUGGUUACCAAUCAUACCCCGAACAACAGUACCAAGCGAGACCACCAAACAACAGAGAAGAGUCGUUCCGACCUCACAUUCCUGGUGCUAUGCCCCAGACACCCACACCACACUACGGCCAGGGACAGGACUAUGUGACAGUCGAUCGUACUAGAUGA
Molecule: messenger RNA, 471 nt
Organism: Aureobasidium namibiae CBS 147.97
Lineage: Eukaryota; Fungi; Ascomycota; Dothideomycetes; Dothideales; Saccotheciaceae
Exons: 3
Coding region: 1-471 (156 amino acids)
Source: RefSeq, a predicted model, not a curated record